GAGUUCAAAGAGAAGUUCCUGUUGCUUGCGUGAUGCUUUAAGUUCUUGGUUAGGUCCUUUUACAGGUGAGUGAGUGCUAGCAUGGAAAAUUAGAAAUUUCUGAAGGGAGAGCCAACCGAACUUUAUUUUUUUCAACCACUUGAAUUCCUAUCAUAACCAACUUUUCUCUUUUCCAAUGAGAGAGAAGAGUCAACGAGAAGAUUUAGCCUUUGUAGCCGGACAUGUGUUCAAUGCAAUGAAGCUGUAGUUGGAAAGUUUUGGUGUUGUACUACAAAAACCUCGUCUUGUGGAAGUUGUACUUCUUUGCAGUACAUGCAGAGCUGUGCUGAUGGUAAGGCCUGUGGUGCUCAUCCUUCCAUCCUGUAAUGGAAUUUUCAUGGUGUAUUAAAAACAUAUAUAAAUAAAGAUAGUAUCUGGCUGCAAAUGCUGUCAUGUAGGAGUAAUCUUGGUCUAAAGGAGAUUCUCUGACUGACCCAAUAAGGGAAUCGUGUGGUUCUCACAUUUUUUGGUGUGGAACUUAACACUCCUGUGAUUGGAUUUGAAAACCCAAUUGGGUUUUGUGGGUGUUGUAUUGUUAUUUGAGAGGUUCUUGUGAGUCAACGCUCAGAUGCACCACUACCCAUCUGGUGGUUUGUGGGUGUAUAGAUUGAAGAAGGUAGCAAACACUCACGGGCAAUAUAUUGGUCUUUGGAAGUAGAAAUCAAAGAAACAGUUUUGAAUUUUUGUAAGCUUUCCAAAGUUCUGACCUUUUUGUUCUUGAGCAAAGGAGAAGAGAAGAAGAGCAAAGGACUAGGUAGAAGAUUUUGAUAAUUGAAAUGGGGAACAUGAACAAGGAAGAAUCGAAUGAGAUAGAGAACAUUGAGAGAGAGGAUAUCGAAGAGACUCGUGAAGAGACAGAAGACGUGAAGAGAAUUGCCCCAUGGAAGAGACAGAUUACAAUUAGAGGACUUGUUGCAAGCUUAGCUAUUGGAAUCAUGUAUAGUGUGAUAGUGAUGAAGCUAAACCUCACAACUGGUCUAGUCCCAAACCUCAAUGUCUCGGCUGCUCUCCUUGCCUUUGUAUUUAUCAGAACAUGGACUGCACUACUUGAGAAGGCUGGAAUUGUCUCAAUUCCAUUCACUCGACAGGAGAACACUAUAAUUCAGACAUGUGCAGUUGCAUGCUAUAGCAUUUCUCUUGGAGGUGGUUUUGGAUCUUAUCUAUUGGGUUUGAAUAGGAGGACAUAUGAGCAAGCAGGGGUUGUUACAGAUGGGAAUACUCCUAACACCAAGGAGCCUGGGAUUGGUUGGAUGACUGGUUUCCUCUUUGUAAGCUGCUUUGUUGGGCUGUUGGCAUUGGUUCCUCUCAGAAAGAUCAUGAUAAUAGACUGCAAAUUACCAUAUCCAAGUGGAACUGCAACUGCUGUUCUUAUUAAUGGCUUUCAUACUCCUAAAGGAGACAAUAUAGCCAAGAAGCAGGUUCAUGGGUUCAUGAAAUUCUUUUCGAUGAGUUUCCUUUGGGGUUUCUUUCAAUGGUUCUAUUCAGCUGGAGAGACAUGCGGAUUUGCUCAGUUCCCUACAUUUGGAUUGCAAGCUUGGAAAAAUUCAUUCUACUUUGAUUUCAGUAUGACUUAUAUUGGAGCAGGAAUGAUCUGUUCCCAUCUUGUGAACUUGUCGUUGCUUUUUGGUGCUGUGCUCUCUUGGGGAAUAAUGUGGCCACUGAUAAGGGGGCUCAAAGGAGAGUGGUUCCCUGAAACUUUAUCUGAAAGCAGUAUGAAGAGUCUUAAUGGUUACAAGGUUUUUAUUUCCAUUGCAAUGAUCCUUGGGGAUGGGCUCUACAAUUUUCUCAAGAUACUAUAUUUCACCUCUAGAAACAUCCAUGGCAGAGUGAACAAGAAGGGCCCUAAAACAUGGCCAGAAAACCAGAAUCAGCCUCUUGAUGAGCUGCGACGAAAUGAGGUAUUCAUAAGAGACAGCAUACCAUUUUGGGUGGCAUGUACAGGGUAUAUACUCUUCUCCAUAGUUGCUAUCAUUGUGAUUCCACUCAUGUUCCCGGAGUUGAAGUGGUAUUUUGUAGUUGUUGCCUAUAUUCUUGCACCCUCUCUUUGCUUCUGCAAUGCUUAUGGUGCGGGUUUAACUGACAUGAACAUGGCUUAUAAUUAUGGGAAAGUGGCUCUUUUUGUGCUUGCUGCCUUGAGUGGAAAAAAUAAUGGUGCGGUUGCAGGACUUGUGGGAUGUGGUCUGAUUAAAUCCAUGGUUUCCAUCUCUUCUGAUUUGAUGCAUGAUUUAAAAACUAGCCAUCUCACACUCACUUCCCCUCGAUCAAUGCUUGUAAGCCAAGCUAUUGGGACAGCCAUAGGCUGCGUGGUAGCUCCUCUCACAUUCUUUCUUUUCUACAAGGCUUUUGAUGUUGGGAACCCAAAUGGCGAAUACAAAGCCCCUUAUGCCAUCAUUUAUCGCAACAUGGCAAUUCUAGGUGUUGAAGGCUUCUCUGCCCUGCCCCAUCAUUGCUUGCAGCUUUGUUAUGGAUUUUUUGCCUUUGCCAUGGCUGCCAACAUGCUGAGAGAUCUUACCCCUACUAACAUUGGGAAAUGGGUUCCACUUCCAAUGGCCAUGGCUGUGCCAUUCCUUGUUGGUGCUUACUUUGCAAUUGAUAUGUGUGUUGGAAGUUUGAUUGUGUUUGUAUGGCAUAAGCUAAAUAGCAAAGAGGCAAGCUUGAUGGUUCCUGCAGUUGCUUCCGGUUUGAUAUGUGGAGAUGGAUUGUGGAUUCUCCCUGCAUCAAUCCUUGCUUUGGCCAAGAUUAAUCCUCCAAUCUGCAUGAGCUUCAAAUAGCAUAUCAAGUGUUGAAGUUUAGUGCAGAGUUGUAAUCUUACAUGAAGACUGAAGUCAUAGUUUAGAGUCUUUAGACUAAUAUAGAGAUGACAUCAGACAAUAAGCCUAUUUCAAUAAUCGAGUAUUUAAGAUAUUGUUCCAACGUUGCAAUAGGAUAUGUAUAUGAGCACAAGUGCCAGGGAAGCUUUGGCAGUCUAAUGUAUACAAAGUUACAAACAAAAUGUAACUGAUCCAAGUUGGAUUUGGCUUUGUUGUAAAAGUUUCAUUUGCUGUUGGUCAAAGUUGGUUUUUGUGAGUGGAUUCUCGGAGUUUUCUUUAGGAAUCAAUGUAUCGGGUUGCAAUAA
Messenger RNA from Quercus robur (English oak), 3154 nucleotides. Its product is annotated as metal-nicotianamine transporter YSL3. Gene Ontology annotation, cellular component: plasma membrane. Gene Ontology annotation, biological process: seed development; response to iron ion. Gene Ontology annotation, molecular function: oligopeptide transmembrane transporter activity; iron-nicotianamine transmembrane transporter activity. The coding region runs from base 816 to 2810 and encodes 664 amino acids. The transcript has 8 exons. Lineage: Eukaryota; Viridiplantae; Streptophyta; Magnoliopsida; Fagales; Fagaceae. The record is from RefSeq and is a predicted model, not a curated record.